CCGGGCUGUGCUCUCUGCCUGAGGGCUGGGUUCUGAAGAAGCUGUUGGAGCUGAGGAUACUGAGGUGGGUGCAGGCUCCGUGGGAGGCCCCAAGGUGACCUCAGCCGCUCCUUCAGUGACCUCAGAAGCCUGUGCACUUGCUUCGCUCCACCAUGGAUGAGACGCAGGAGCCCCUGGUCAUGACCGUACACCUCCUUGCUGACUCUGGGCACGGCUCGCUUCUGCAGCAGGCUCUGGACCAGCUUCUGGAUGGCAUUUGCCCAGGGAUGCGCCUCUUCCUGGUGUCAGAGCGGGUCAGACCAGUGAAAUACUAUGAGAGGCACCACCCCAGGCGGUCCCGGUUCCCCGGAAUGUCUGUUCUGUUCUUCCUGCAUGAAAGCCUUGGCGAGAAGCGUCUGCUUCGCGUCCUGGACUCGCUACAGCAUCCACCCUGGCAGAGCUACCCUCCCCAGGAUGCGCAGGGGAGACUUUGUCCCUACCUCCUUGCAAAUCAGGAGUUCUACAGCCUGGACAACCAGAUGCCUGUCUGGGGCGUGAGGCAGGUGCACUGUGGGACCGAGAUCCUGAGGGUGACGCUGUACUGCAGUUUCGACAACUACGAGGAUGCCAUCAGACUCUAUGAGAUGAUCCUGCAGAGAGAGGCCACUUUGCAAAAGAGCAACUUCUGCUUCUUUGUUCUCUAUACCACCGAGAACUGGGCUCUGCAGCUCUCCCUGAAGCAGCUGCCCCUGGGAACCUCGGUGGACCCCAAGGAGUCUUGCGUGCUGCAGUUCCAGGUUCAAGAGAUCGGCCAGCUAGUGCCUCUUCUACCCAACCCGUGUGUUCCCAUCAGCAGCACCAGGUGGCAGACGCAGGACUAUGACGGUAACAAGAUUCUGCUGCAGGUCCAGUUGAAUCCAGGACCUGGUGUUAGGAACGGCGAACUUCCUUUUCUGAAAGGCACCUUGGGUGCUGGCCGGCUUCACCAGAGCUCCAGGCCGACCCCUGUCCCUGAACAGAGAACCCUAGAACCAAGGAGACGGAGGAGCCGGGGCAGGAAGUUCAAGGUGCGUUCUCUGGAGUUUCCUGAGCUCAGUGGGGCAUCAGACAGCUCUAGUGCCACUUCAUGGAAAAGCCCUUGUUGGUCAUCCCCGGCUAGCAGCUCGGUCACGGGUAUCCAGCUGCAUCCUCCACUUGAGCCCAGGCUCAGAAUGAAGGUCCUCAGGGAAAACAGCCUUCAGAAGCUGGAGGCAGAGACCAAUGUUGACACCGGAUUCACCAUCAUCAAUUCUGAGCCCAGACUAUCUUUUCUGAGCAGAUUUCCAAGGGAUUUGUGGAUCACCCAACCAUCCUCCUCCUUGCCAGACUCUUCUUUAGAGGGUGCUACCUCUAAAACCAAAGGCAUCCUUAGGGAAAGGAUCCAUCCUUUGUUGCUUCCUAGUCAAGGUGACCUUGGUGCAAGGAAGAUAAUCUCAAGAUGUUCCCUUCAUCUGCCAGUCCAAGGGGGAGAAAAAGAAGAAGAAUUUUUUAUAUAGCAUAAAACAAAUGUGUUUUUUAAAAAUACAAGAUCAGAUAGAAUGUUCUAGAAAUGGAGCACUGAUCCAGAAUCAUCUUGUUUCUUGUUCAUCUGAGGAAAUCUGUGUGCUAUCUACACACAGAUCUGUAUUGCUUUCAUUUCAAAUAUUCAAGUUCUGCAGGUGACUGGAGUGAUUGUUGGUUUGCUGUCCCAGUCAUAAGGAAACAAAGACAAGUACAGGGAGAAAGCCCAAUGCCCAUGUUCCCUGGAGACUCAUUGACCCAGCUGGAUGUGCCGAGUUCAGCAUUUAUCAGGAUAACUGCAUUGUAUGCAAAUGAAUCGGAUAUGUUGUGCAGAGCUGAUUAGUGUAUGUAAUUUGGUUUUAAUUUCUACUUGGGUUACAUAGCUCAUCUCCCUGGACAGCAUGGACUAUUUAUUCUUUAGUGCUUUUUAAUUUUUAUGUGACCUCCUUUGGUAACUAGGCCCUGUUCACCACAUACCCUCUUGUGAUUUCGCCUUUAAAGUUAUUUGCAUCUGGAAUUUGUGAAUAUGCAAAAUGUUUUGAAAAUUACAAGCAACAUUUUUUUCUCCUCUUUAAUGAGCAGAAAACCUGGAAGUUAGAAAAAUCAGGUUAAAAAUUAAUGCUAGACCCUAAGGUUUUCCUGCCCUUUGAUUUCUCAUUUGUUUCUGCCCUACUCUGAAGAGGCCAGCUGUUUUUGUUACAAACCAAAGAAGACAUAGGAUGAUUGGAUAAUUUGAGAUCUCCACUGAACAAGGUGGGAAGACUGGAUUGGCUGGAACAGAACUGGAGCAGAACUUUGGUGCUUCUGGCCAUUUUUGAAUCCCCAAAGUCCUUUAUGAUACCCAUCAUUUAUUUAUUUAUUCACUCCAUAAAUAUUUAUAGAACACCUAUGUUUGAAUAAGACAUCACAUAUAUGGUACAUACACAUUCUCUGACCAUCAAACCCAACUUUUGCAACUAUGAUUAAUCCUACCAGCUCUUAGAAAGAUGUUGAAGUCCAAACCUGUUCCUCCAAGAGCUUCUCUCACAAUCAAUGCACACGUUUGCACCGCGGAGUUGUAGUAAGCUUUCACAACUUGCAGAGGAAGACUGGGCAUAUUGUAAAUUGCAAUUAUAAUUCCAAGGGAAAAGCUCCCCAUUGCUUACAUGCUGGGUUGUUUGAGUUAAGGUCUAUGCACGUGUUUAAAAAAAUCUGAGAUUUUGUGUUUUAGUUAAUUUAUAAGGUUAUUUGACCCUAUGAACUUCAAUUUCCAAGAUGGAUAGUACAUAAGAAUAUAAUGAUUUUUUUUUUUAGUUCAGAGUAUCAAACUCAGGUCCUCACCCAUGCUAAGCAAAUACUCGACCACUGAGUUACAUCCGCAGCCCUAACUGGAUGUUUUAAAAACCUGGAAACUCAGUACACCCACCAUGAGGGAAAUAUGAGCUCAGGCUUGGCCCAGAAAACACCAGAAGUAAGAAGAGUUGAAAAUGGGCAAAAAGAGACUUCUAGAUGGACUUUCUCUGUCUUUAAGACAUCCGUACAUUCUCAUUCCCAUGAUCUCUCUUUCCCAGACUAAAAUUUCUCAUUAGGAAAUAGAAUGAAGAACUUUUGAUAUUACUUUCUGUA
Messenger RNA from Sciurus carolinensis (gray squirrel), 3123 nucleotides. RefSeq names its product family with sequence similarity 124 member B (gene Fam124b). The transcript is spliced from 2 exons. The record is from RefSeq and is a predicted model, not a curated record. Gene Ontology annotation, cellular component: nucleoplasm. The coding region runs from base 153 to 1514 and encodes 453 amino acids. NCBI's taxonomy places the organism in Eukaryota, Metazoa, Chordata, Mammalia, Rodentia, Sciuridae.